UACUCUCGCCGGCAGGUGGUGUGUGAGGUGUUCACAUUUGUAUUUUAAAAAUCGAGAUCUAAGCACAAGAGUUGAAUGAAUGGCAAGGAUUUUCUUUGAGUGAUUACUAAUAAAUCAAAAUGAGUAGUAGUUCUAGCAUUCCAGUGAUUGAUUUCAAGGAAUUCCCAUUGCAAUCGCACAAACUGCUGCAAGCAUCCCAAGAUUGGGGAUGCUUCAGGCUCAUCAAUCACACCAUUUCCCCCAAUUUAAUGGCGGAGAUGAAAGCUUCGGUGAGAGCUCUCCUCGAUCUCCCCGCCGAUAUCAAACAACGGAACAAAGACAUCAUCGCCGGCAGCGGAUACGUCGCUCCCUCCAAAAACAAUCCUCUCUACGAAGGAUUAGGUCUUUACGAUAUCGCCUCGCUCGAAUCCGUCCAUCACUUCUGCUCUCAGCUCGAAGCUUCUUCUUCCCAGAGGGAAACCAUUGUUAAGUAUUCUGUAGCUGUCCAUGAACUGGCGAUGGAGUUGGGUCGAAUGCUAUGCCGAAGCAUGGGAUUCGACGGAGAUUUGUUUCGGGGCUGGCCUUUCCAGUUCCGGAUAAACAAGUAUUGCUUCACUCCUCAAAGCAUAGGAUCAUCAGGGGUUCAAACUCACACGGACUCCGGAUUCUUAACCAUUCUACAAGACGAUGAGAACGUUGGUGGUCUCGAGGUGCUGGAUGAGAGAUCUGGAGAGUUUGUUUCUGUUGAUCCAUUGCCAAACUCUCUUCUUGUCAACUUCGGAGAUGUUGCCAAGGUGUGGAGCAAUGGGAGAUUCUGCAACGUAAGGCAUCGUGUGCAAUGCAAAGAAGCAGCAGUGAGGAUUUCGAUUGCUUUGUUCGUGUUGGGGCCCAAGGAGGCAGCAAUAGAAGCGCCUUCGGAGCUUGUGGACGCUGAGCACCCGCGGCUCUUCGUCCCAUUCACGUUUGAAGAUUACAGGAAGCUCCGGCUCUCCACCGGACUGCGUGCUGGUGAAGCUCUGGCGGAUCUGGUGUGUAAGCCCUCAAGCUAGUGGCAGAUACAACCAUCUUUGUUAUGUGGUUUUUACACAUGCCAUUGUGCAUCUCUCGUUUUCCUUGUAUAGACCUGUUUAAAGAAUAAAAGCAUUAAUUAUUGUUUAUUAAAAAUUUUAAUAAUACAUUUUAAAGAGAAUAUUA
Molecule: messenger RNA, 1173 nt
Organism: Salvia hispanica
Lineage: Eukaryota; Viridiplantae; Streptophyta; Magnoliopsida; Lamiales; Lamiaceae
Product: 2-oxoglutarate-dependent dioxygenase DAO-like
Source: RefSeq, a predicted model, not a curated record